AUGCCCUCGCCUCGCCCCUCGUCUCCCUCCGUCAAGACCUUGUCGUCCGGACCUUGCGGUGCGACUUUGGCACCGCCUCCAUCCAGGCCGACACGGCAAAGUGCGCAGCCGAGGGCGUCUUUUGCAAAGAAAGCAUCGGCGUGGUGA
Messenger RNA from Podospora pseudopauciseta, 147 nucleotides. RefSeq lists its product as uncharacterized. NCBI's taxonomy places the organism in Eukaryota, Fungi, Ascomycota, Sordariomycetes, Sordariales, Podosporaceae. The transcript has a single exon. The coding region runs from base 1 to 147 and encodes 48 amino acids. The record is from RefSeq and is a predicted model, not a curated record.